GUCAUGGCAUUCGGCAUUUAUGACGUAAUGAUAAAGUAGACAGCAAUGUUCUAUAUCAAUUUAGCGCCAUUCGCGACACCAUCUUUGUCGCUUUCUCCCAAAUUCCCAUUUCUGAUCGGGUUCUAUCAUCUGAGUCGUCUGCGGUCCAAAAUUAUUAUUUUACGUGCGAGUGUUAUAUAAGAUCAGUUAUUUUGGACUACAUCAAAUCUACCAUCAAGGGAAAGUAUGGAGACUCCGGAAAGUGACCAGUUCAAUUCUACUCAGGAAAUGCAGUGUCCAUCAAUUGUGGGCAGGCGAAGUGUGGAGAUGAAAAGUGUCGCGGAGGAGUUCUUCUGUCUCACUGAUGAGACGGACCAAGGGAGGAUGAGUGUGUCAACACGUGGAGCCAGUAUGAGGAGCAGCCACACUCCUGGACACGGCAAACGGAGUGAAUCUGUGCUGCGCAGGACUGUGACCUUGGAUUAUAAUGAUGGUGAUGACUGUGAUGAUACAGAGGGAAUCGCUGAACAUGCAACAAAACCAGAAGUCACAGAAGAAUGGAUGUCAGUCAUGGGGGCAAAACUCCCAGAGUUACCAGUUCAUAAAAAUAUCUCAAGAACGAAAUGUGAGUCACCAAAAGAAUAUAUCGAGCUCCAAAGUGAUAAAGGGAUGAGUGUACCAGAAACGCAGACAAGGAUGAAAGAUCAGGCCAAGAUACUGUUACCACUAAAGCCUUUCAGUGAGGGAUAUGAGGCUGCAUUCCUCAGGGACAGAAUGCGAAGGCUCUGCAGAAGAUCAGGACCUCCUUUCUUGCUGUUCUCCCCUACGGAAAGCCUGGGGGACAUACUGUACAGGAAAACCAAGCAUGUGUUUGACUACACAGUCACGGACAUGAAAGACAAAAAGCCCGAUGUUUCAAGGUGUGGUUCCAAUCUAAACCAGUGUGUUAAACCAGCCCUUCCAGUACGGAAGGGCUUCAAUGUAUCCACAUCUAGGUACAGCCAGAGAAGGGUACAAUCAAUUGAUCAGAUGACGGUGAUCAGAAAAGAUCAUGUCGGUAGGCCUUUACUGAUGCUGAAAGGCAAUGCAAGUCUAACCAACAGUGAUGGAAGCAACAACACGGAUUCAUUUGCUUAUUCAUCCAGACUCACAAAGGGAAAACCAUCAACCUCCUCUCAGCCAGGACCUGUCAUCAGGAUCCCACCAGUAUUAACCAGGAAGCAUUCUGACAUCAUCAGAGAGGAAAGAAAGAGGCACUACUACAAAGACCUGUGUCAGCAGGUGGAGGAGAAGAGACAACAAAAAGCAAGGGAGAGGAGAAGGAUUACCGCCGCCGAACAAACUCACAAUGAGACAAUGCAGUUCUGCACCUGGGGGAUGCCAGGGAGCGGAGCCCCAAACUACCACCUGGACUCUGUGAGAAGGAACAAGUUCAGUUCCACAGAAAUGAUACCCCAGGAACAGCUCCGCUGUAAAGGCUUCAGCGGGAUCCCUUUUCAUCUGCAUGUCAAAUGACGGCCAUUUUAUGGUCCCCCAGCCCAGACGAUUGAUGCUCAGCUCAGACAACUGAUAAACCCAUUAAACUAACGCAGUAGUAGACCAAACACUGCGCUCUGCUGACUUCUGUCCCAUAGGUGGUAGAUAAGUCAUCGAUUAGCUGGAUUUCAGCACUCCUUGGCACUUGUAUCUAUUGAUUAAUUUACUGUUUCAAACUACCAUGCGGGCAUAACCACACUCAAAACAAUUCUGGAACUAAGGUUUUACACAUUCUGAUGGUGUUCAAAUCAGUUGUAAUGGUAGCGAUGCACAUAAACAGUAAGAUAUAUAUAUAUAUAUAUAUAUCAUACACACACAUAAAUGCUACAGUGGUAAUUGACAGAUCGAUAGCAUGGUGAGAUAAUGAAUAGAAACAGUAGCUCACUAAAGAUAAGACUGUACACAAAAAAAAGCUCCUAACUGGUCGCGAAAGUGAUAAGAUACUGUCUGCCUACAGUCAAAGAAUUCUUCUUUUUUUUUUCAUCAUAUUUUAACCAUUUUAUAUGAGUAAUUUUGUAUGUAUAUUGAAGCCAGAGUUGUAGUGAAAUAAAACUCUCCUGUCAGAUUAAGAGACUGGGUGAAAAAAAUUGA
This is a messenger RNA of Salmo salar (Atlantic salmon), 2106 nucleotides long. Lineage: Eukaryota; Metazoa; Chordata; Actinopteri; Salmoniformes; Salmonidae. The record is from RefSeq and is a predicted model, not a curated record.